Molecule: messenger RNA, 546 nt
Organism: Stylophora pistillata
Lineage: Eukaryota; Metazoa; Cnidaria; Anthozoa; Scleractinia; Pocilloporidae
Product: polycystin-1-like protein 2
Biological process (GO): detection of mechanical stimulus
Cellular component (GO): membrane
Molecular function (GO): calcium ion binding; protein binding; calcium channel activity
Source: RefSeq, a predicted model, not a curated record
AUGCUCGCCGAUGGCUGGUUAAUGCUAGGCAAGACUUUUUGGUUUUUCAUUCAAGGACUAAUGCUAACAACUGGGGAUGGAUUCGUCUAUGCAGUUUACCCAUGCACUAGUAAUCCAUGUACAAAUGGAGGAUCCUGUGUCGAAAAGGCUGAUAAUAGUUACCUCUGCGAGUGUCACGGAGCCUACACCGGAGAAAAUUGUGAAAAAGCUUGCAACGAUCCGCUGGGCAUGGAGGCCUACAAGAUACGGAAUUGGCAACUUUCAGCCUCCACGAAAUUUAAUAGCGCGCAUGGACCCAGGAACGGGAGGCUGAAUUUUGAAGGAGAUGAUUAUAACACAGGGGGAUGGAUAGCUGGUGUACAUGAUACUGACCAGUGGUUCGAGAUUGAUCUGUUCAACUUUUCCACUAAAGUUACACAAGUGGCAACACAAGGGAGGGCGAAUUAUCCUCAGUGGGUUACCAGUUACAAGCUACAGUAUGGUGACGACGGAGUGAAUUUUGAGUACUACAAGGAGCAAGGAAAUGCAGCUGAUAAAGUAGGCUAA